AUGGACGAAUUUGAAACAAUAAAUCUUGACAGUAGAGAGUGCAAGAUUUGUAAGCAAGAAACUGGAGAAGAACUGAUUUCUUGUAUUUUACACAAUCAGUUUUCUACCGCGGAAAAGAACAUCAUUUUUUCGACCGACGACAGCGUUUCUUCAAUCGAGGAAGGCGAACCUUCAUUUGCUCAUCGUGUUUGUUUGGAGAGAUGGGACGCUGUGAUGAAAAAUACUUACUUUCCUCAGCCAAAGAAAACUUGGAAAGAUCGACUCAAAGGUUUUAUAACCACUGGAUCUGCAAAUAACAAUGUUACAGAAACAUGGACCCCAGUUGAUUAUAAUGUUGGGCCAGCCUCGGACCAACCGAUAUUGGAAUCCACUACAAUGCCAGAAAAGGCAAGAUCGCCCUAUUCUGUUUUUAGCGGGAGCAAAGAAGCUUAUCGAGUAGAAAAUGUGGGGGAAAGAGACACUGAACGUGAGCACUGGCGAAGAAAUAAGGUUCGCAUCUGUUCUGUUGACUCAGAAGAUGAAGUUGAAGAACGUGUUCUGUCGAGCAAAGGAAUUGUUUUUCGUCGCACAAGGACGGAACGUGAGUACAUAAGCUUA
Porites evermanni is the source of this 597-nucleotide messenger RNA. The record is from the annotation of a GenBank genome assembly. Lineage: Eukaryota; Metazoa; Cnidaria; Anthozoa; Scleractinia; Poritidae.